AAAAAAAAGGAUAAUUUACCCAACUUGAAAUUGCUCAAUUGUCGCGCAGCCGCUCGCUGACGCCGCCGGAAGGAGUCGCAUCGUGGCGCGACGUAAAGAUGGUGAAAGCCCGCAGAGGAUGGUACUUGGUGGACACGAAGGUAGACCAGGAUGACAGGAAGCUAAGGGACGAGAGGGAGGCUGCAUUGGAGGCGAGACGGGCGUCGAUGGUGAAGCGAUGCGACAAGAAAAUCGCGCGACGUCGCACGCAGGCCGAGCAACGGGAAGCCCUUUUGACGGAGGAACGGUCUCGGGCCGGGGCAGCUGCGGAAGCGAAGCAAGAAGAGAUUGAAUUGGCGCACAGGCUGGCCGCCGAGCUGUCGCGGCGAAAGAGAAACGAAGAAAUAAACCGUGCGCUAAAACCGACUCGAGUGAAAUCAUCCGCGCGAUCGCCACCGAUUUGUGCUCUGAAUGAAGCCCGAACGCGUCUAAUAGAAGAGAAAGUUCGUCUGGAAGCGAGUCAAGCGGAACUAUUGAGGCUCUGGCGCGAAGAUAAAACCAAUGAGAAACUACAACAGGCCGAAGAUGAAGGGAAGAAGCGAAGCUCGCGUGACGCUCUGCAGAAUCAAUUGGCGGAUAAUCGUCGACGGAUUCGACAGAGAAGAACCGAGGAGAAGGAGCAGGAUCGUAAGACGGUGGAGCGAGCGAUGCGGAAGACUCAGGAAGAUGAUGCAAAGUUGAGGAAAAAGAAGGAAGACGAUGCGGUUCUUCUGAGAGCAGAGAUGGUCGCGUCUUUGGCGGCUAAGAACGCCUGGGAGAGGAAAUAUAAGGAAGCGUUGAGGGAAGAAGACGAGAGGAUUGCUCGCAUAAUUGCGGAGAAGGAAGCCCGGCAAGAGAGAGAGCUCGGUGCGAAGACGAGGCUUCGCGCGGCGAGGGAAACGGCGAUAGAUAAUGUAGCUAGAGAACUGCUGGCUAACGUGUGCAAAGAGAGAAAGAAGCAGGAGAUCGCCGACGAAUGGUAUCGGGAAGAACAGAGGAGCAAGUGGACGAAAGAAUCGGUCAAGCCUGCAUCGAGAAAAUGUGCUGAAUCCUUCCAAGAAAUAAUGAAACAAAAAGCUGAACGUAAAGCGAGAGAUGAAGCGAUCGAUGCCGCAUUUGCGCAAUAUUUAGCCGAAGAACGAAAGAAAAGUAUCGAAAAAGAAAGAGAAGACAAGAACGCACGACACGCGAGAAAAAUCCAAUAUGGAGAAGAAUUAAAGGAAGCUAUAACAAAUAACAGAGUUACUUACGUUGUGGAUAUUUUGCGACGGCAAUCUGAAAUUGGUUUGCAUGAUAAAAAUUCGAAUCAGUUGAGUACAACGAGCGUGAAACAGUUCAAAGAUAAAAAUGAAAAUAACAGGAUUGCAAAAAUACAGAUGUUUGAUGCAGGCAUUAGAGGCUUUGCUGAAUGAUACAAAUUUGCAAUCGAUAGAUUUGACAUCAAUAAGAUUCCCUAAAAAUCUGCGUCACAAAUGAAAUGUAUGAGAUUAACAAACAAAAAAUUCCAGUAGAAAAUUGUACAAAUACAUAACAAUACAAUCAAUAAUAUAUACAUAUGUAAAUACCUAAAAGGUAAAAAACAGAAUUGAUUUACAAUUUAAUUAAAUGUCUCGCCCAAUGUUGUCCAAUCUGUAGGAGUUAAAAAUCUGCUA
Molecule: messenger RNA, 1670 nt
Organism: Vollenhovia emeryi
Lineage: Eukaryota; Metazoa; Arthropoda; Insecta; Hymenoptera; Formicidae
Product: axoneme-associated protein mst101(2)-like
Exons: 5
Coding region: 99-1430 (443 amino acids)
Source: RefSeq, a predicted model, not a curated record